This is a messenger RNA of Setaria italica (foxtail millet), 1556 nucleotides long. RefSeq lists its product as uncharacterized. The transcript is spliced from 2 exons. The coding region runs from base 127 to 960 and encodes 277 amino acids. NCBI's taxonomy places the organism in Eukaryota, Viridiplantae, Streptophyta, Magnoliopsida, Poales, Poaceae. The record is from RefSeq and is a predicted model, not a curated record.
CCUGUCCAGCGCCUCCUCCCAUUACUCGCGCCGCGACGGCGACACGCGACACCUCCUCCUCGCGCUCGGCUCGUCUCGCCCUCCACCACCUCCCCGCCGCCCAGCCCAGCACAGCGUCCAGCCGCCAUGCCGUCCGCCUACGCCUCGCGGCACCGCGGCAGUGGCGGCGGGGGUAUGUCCACGACCACGGUGCUCGCGGCCAAGGUGGCGUUCGCGUCCGCCGCGCUGGCCGCGGCCGCGUCCUUGGCGCGCCUCGCCGUCCCGCAGCUCGUGUCCGUGGCCGGCGCCGUGCUCCCGCGCGCGUGGGCCGUCGCGCGCUUCUGGCUCGUCCCGCCCUACCUCUUCGUCACCGUGCACCUCAUCAUCCUCGUCAUCUGGAAGCUCUCCGACCACAAGCACUUCCAGCAAGCGCAGGCGAACCAGCACAAGGACCCCUGGCCGGUCGCGCAGCACACGCCGCACCCGCCGGCGGCCUCUGUCCCCGCCGCCGAGGUGGCUGCCCCCGCCGUCAAGGCCAAGGAGGAGUUCGACGCCGACGCCGGGUACGCCGGCCACCUGGAGCACGAGUUCUCCCCGGACUCCGGCGGCGGCGAGUCCUGCGUCACCACGGAGUCCGACGAGGACGCCUCUUCCUCCCCGUCCUACGUCACGGACUCGUGGCGCAGCAUGGCGCCGGCGCAGGAACGCGCGGUCCUCGAACGGGAGCUCUCGCUGCCGUCCCAGUCCGUGGACUGCGACGGCGACGGCGACGACGACAUGGACGCCAUGUGGAAGGCCAUCAUGCAGAAGACGCGCCCGGCUGCUGCCGCGGCACCAGCGCCGGCGUCUCCCCCUCCCGCGCAGCGAUCGCCGCAGCGGCCGCCACCGAGGGCGCGGGACCCGUCGCUCGGCGCGGAGGAGAUGAACCGGCGGUUCGACGACUUCAUCAAGAAGAACCGCAACUCCUUCGGGCGGCAAUAGGCGCCCUCCGAUCCGACCCACCCUCCCCGCCGCCGCCGUACGAUGCGUAUAUAGACACAUGCAUCUUUGGUUUUUCAUCUUGGUGUGCCUCCGAAGAGAUCGCCGGAGCGGAGGGAGGCGGGUCAAUCCCAAUCGCCAUGCUUAGGCUGCGAACGUUCUGGAUGGAUUAUUGGAUGGAGGUGCUGUGGGAGUAGCUAGAGAUGACCUUAAUGCGCUGAAAUGAUGGUUUGAGUUGGUACCUGGCUGUUAGGUUCUCCUUUUCAGUUGUUGCCCUUGCUAGCCUGGCAUUUGUUCUUCUCCUUCCCUUCCUUUCCUACAGCUCUUUUACUGAUUAUAACAGCGCUAAUUGUGCAAGUUCAUAUAUGGUGCUAAUACUGGUGAAGUAGUGGAUGUGCCUGUGAUUAUCUAUGAACUGUUGCUACCACAUGGGGUGUGUUUUGUGUGUGUGUGUGUGUGUGGGAAUGUGGGAUAGAGAGAGCCACAGCCUGUUCAUGCCACUACCUUUGCUCCAUGAUUCUUUCUUAUUUUCAUGGAAUGGUCAUUAGAUGGCUCCUGUUCAGUGUUGCUACAGUGUGUUCAUAGCCACUGUUUUUGUC